AUGAAGACCUUCACGACCCACAAAUUUCUCACCAUUUUCUCUCUUCUCAUCUUCCUCUUUUCCUCUUUGCUUCCUUCUCAAUCUUUGUCCCCUGCAGGUACAAUUCUAAGAACCACAAAACAACAAGUCCUAGCCAGCCUCCAACCGAGUCAUGAAACCACACCAACAUCUAGCUCAUCCCAGCUUUUCCUCACUUCCCCUUCAGGACAAUAUGCGGCCUAUCUCCUAAGAGAAACAUCCAAUGGUGCUGGAGGCUUUGGAAGUGAAUUUUGUUACAUCCGAGUCCAAGAAAGCAGUGUGAUUAUUUGGGUAUCCAAAUGUGCUUCUAUAAGCAACAUUAACACAUGCAGCCUAGUUUUUUCAGAUGUGGGACUUGAAAUAUUUGAUGGGAGUCGAUCUGCAUGGGACACAAAGGCCAAUGGGAAGCUUUUGAAGACAUUGAAUUUGCUUGAUUCUGGGGACAUGCAGAUAAGAGACAAAGAUGGGAAGCUUGUGUGGAAGGCAAGUGAUAAUCCUAUUAUUAAUCAAAACUGCGGGUCCCAGCCUUCAUCAAGCUUUAAUCAGCCAUUUUCUUCUACCAAUCAGCCUUUAUCAGGGUUUAACCAGCCAUUUUCUUCUACCAAUCAGCCUUUAUCAGGGUUUAAUCAGCCAUUUUCUUCUCAAAAUCAGCCUUUUGGGACUAAUAACCAGCAAGGUUUAGUGGGCAACACACCUUUUGGUAAUGGGGUUUCAAGAAAAAAACCAUUCAUGGGAGGAGUUGUUUUAGCUUCUCUGAUAAUUACGUUUGGUUUUAUUGUUUAG
Molecule: messenger RNA, 801 nt
Organism: Quercus lobata
Lineage: Eukaryota; Viridiplantae; Streptophyta; Magnoliopsida; Fagales; Fagaceae
Exons: 1
Coding region: 1-801 (266 amino acids)
Source: RefSeq, a predicted model, not a curated record